Molecule: messenger RNA, 2563 nt
Organism: Symbiodinium pilosum
Lineage: Eukaryota; Dinophyceae; Suessiales; Symbiodiniaceae
Source: the annotation of a GenBank genome assembly
GUUUCUGGACACAUCUACGGAGACGGCGGCAUCGUUGCUGAACAGACCCAUCCCUUCCACGGCAGGCCCUGAGGAAAACUAUGGCAAGCUGCUGUUGAGUGCUUUGCCGGUUGCCGAGCUUCGACGGAUGGGCAAGGGCUUGGGCAUCAGCGAGCAAGGUUUGGGAAAAGGCUCCAAGAGCAAACUGGUCUCCAGACUCUGCGAAGCAGCCAAGCAGCAGCGCCUCCUGCAAGUUCGUCAGACCGAGGGCUCUGGCGAGGCGCAGCUUGUGGCACAGGCCUUGGCCCAGGGCCGCUGGGUCUGCGUCGCACCCACACCGGGCCGUAGAGCUUUGGCAGUGCUGGGCGAGCUGUUUCGCCUGGAGACCUGCGGCGCGCCGGAUUCGUCCUAUGUCGUCUUCUCCACCCGCUGGCCCGACUUUGCGUUUCAGCCCGAUUGCUCAGCUCCACCACUCUUUGUAGAUCGCGCUUCGCUGGAUGCUUUUGUGGAAGCACGCAGCCUGCUUGCUGGCCUGGAGAGGCUCCAGAGGAUCCGCCCGUGCCUAGACCGCGCCAACGCGGACGCACAGAUGGCGGAAGAGGGCUUGCAGAGCGCCUUGCUGGCAGUACGCUUGAACGACUUUGAAAGCGCCAAAUUCCGGGAUCCGUUCCGGCGGCGCUUCACAGCUGCGUGGUGUUACGCUGAGGCCCUGCACCAUUCCGUGCUGCAUUCGCCUGCUGUUGGCCACAGGAUUGAGCUCCAAGCUUCCAAGAUCCGGCGCCUGAGACUGUUGCUGACUUGUACGCUUUGCCCUUCCCAACGUGGCCGGUGGUAUGCAGAGUUGGCCAAGGAGGUGGCCCGAUGCGAAGGUCUGAUGCCAGCCCUCGAGGUGGCAUCCGAAGGCUUGGCUGAGGGUGAAGACAAGCCUCUGAGUGUUCGUGUAGCUGUGGACCUCACUCUGGACGUUCCCUCCUCGCAGGAGGUGCCAUCGGAGGACACGGUGCAGCUUCUUCCGCGUGAUGCUCGCUGGGACCUUGCCAGACGCUGCCGCACACUGGCCCGUCGGCAGGCCAAGGCAACGGCUAAGGGCAAAGCUGCCGGCGACUGGCAGAAGGUGCUGCAGAAAACGCAGGUGGCACAGCUGAAAGCGGAAGGAGGAGAUGACGGGGGCAAAUGGCUUCCGAAGCUCGUGACGCGCCUCAUUGCGGAAGAAGAUGCUGCCACAGGACAAGUGCAGAUCCUAAGUGCGGCGAAGAUCGGGCUGCCUCAAGUCGCUCCCCCUGACAGCGGGAAGGGCACCGGACAGCGUCGCAUGUUCGACGGAUUUCAUCUGGAAGAGCUCACCGUAGAAGAGCUGGCCAUGCAGCACUACUUCAAGGCAGAUGGAGGCGGCUUCCAGUGUGGGAUCCACUGCGAGGGAUCCAUACUGAGGGACUUGUUCGGCAUCCUGAUGUUCGACGAGCUGUUUGACUGCUCUGUUGCCGACGCCUUCGUGUCUGCGUUUCAGGAUCCUGAAGGCGGUCCGCGAAGCUUGCAGACGGAGAUCUGGUAUCCGGCUGGGGAGGAAGCCAGAGAACUGCCACGGAACAGGUUCUCCGAAUUUCUAGGGCGGGGGACGAUUCCAGGAAGCAUUGAGGCUGCUGAGUCGUCUGAUGCCAUCGGCGGAUAUCGGUCAGGUCUGACAAUCGCAGAAUUGGAUGAGAGCUGGCCCAACAUAGCUGUUCGCGACGCGAGGUUGCGCGAUCCGACGCAGGAGAUUGGUAGCAAGCGGAGGUCGUUGAAAGAUGGAUGGCCUUUGGUAAUAUUUUCGCAUGGAUCAGGCGCCUACCGCGCCAGCUAUAUCUUCUUUACUGAGUUCCUUGCAUCUCAAGGAUUCAUAGUUGCAGCCUGUGACCAUCCGGGAAGUGCGCGAUACACUCAAGUGAAUGGACGCGUCAUCAAGCCUGGUGGCCAGCGCAGCGAGAGGUCGCAGAUGGAAGCAGAUCGACCCCUUGACGUCCUUUUCCUGCUGGACUCGAUGGCAAAACUUACAGAUGGCCAGGACAGUCGCUUUGCCGGGCGUGUGGACGUGAAGCGGUGCGCCUUGACGGGCAUGUCCUUCGGCGGCUGGACGGCUGCGGCAGCGUUGGAGUUCAACGAUCCACGGGUCAAGGCUGCUAUCCUCAUGUGCCCAUCGCUGAUGUCAGCGGAGGGACGCCUCACCAAAGAGCGGACCAACAGCCACACCCCGCUCAUGGUCAUGAUUGGCACCGAGGACACAGUCAUUGGCACUGAGGGAAACGCUCUCGGCCGAGACUUUGCACAGAAGCCGGAGGGCUGCAGCUAUCUCGUGGAAGUCAAGCGCGGAGGCCACUGCAGUUUCACCAGCUGCGAUCUGUACAACCCAGCCUACGGCAACGGGAUUGGGGAGAGCAAGAGUCUGUCCAAUCCAGGCUCCAUAUACACUCCCCUUGACAUCUCGAAGCAGCAUGAGAUCAUCAAUGGCUAUGGUCUGGCCUUCCUGGACAAGUACCUCCGUGGUGGGAAUGGUUCUUUCCUUGCGGAGAACCAUUAUGCCGAUGAAAUUGUGUACAAAAAGUCUUAA